Messenger RNA from Prunus armeniaca (apricot), 345 nucleotides. Lineage: Eukaryota; Viridiplantae; Streptophyta; Magnoliopsida; Rosales; Rosaceae. The record is from the annotation of a GenBank genome assembly.
AUGGCCGGAGACCCCGACAUUGUAAGCGACUUCAUAGUGGCUCCGACCAACGGUAGAUGCAAACUUCUUCACAUUCACUGGCAUGACAACCUUCAAGAUAUUGAAGGCAACCUUGGCAGAGUUUACAGCUCUCAAUGCCCAGAGUGUCUCAUAUACCGUCCUUCAAUUCCCAUCCAGCACUACGAACCACACAUUCAUCCUCGCUCUGCUGAGAUCCUCUUCCUAGUCGAUGGUACCCUUGAAGUCGGGUUUGUUGACACGAAAAACAACCUCUUUACGCAGACACUUCAAGCUGGGGAUCUAUUUGUGUUCCCCAAGGGAAGUGCACUACCAGCACAAUGCUGA